AGGCGCGUUCUCCAACAUUCAAGCAUCUUUGUGAUUCACGAACUCAACCACGCAGUCUGUUAGGACCAUUCGCAGUCGGGCUGCAGCUGAACAAGUCGUAUAUUGAGCUUCUGCUUGCUGUUGGACACAAUACCAUCAACAUGUCUUUACCACCAAGCUCUCCAAGGCUACCUAGCCCUCCCCCUCCAACAGAGAUACAGAUUGGUCCCAAAUCACCUUCCCUGAGCGGCUCCAAUUCAGAACCAACGAUUGAGCAAAGCAUCAUAGAUGCAAAUGCCAAAAGAAGGAUACACCCAGGAACUAAGUCUGCCGACAUGGCAGCUGGUCCUCCGCUGAUGCCCCUGAACGAGCUUGACUCCGCCUUCCAGCUCCAAGAGCACCUGAAAGCCCUUCACUACCAUUACUCCAAGCCACCGACUAGCACACCCAACGCCGUCUCCACGUCUACGAUUCCCAUAACCCGCGAAACGGCCUACCUAAUUGCCACCCAACCAGAAGGUGUCGACCGCGCCCUCUGGCUUUACGAACUCUGCCGCUUCCUGAUUAACAAGUGCAAUGACCUAAUAAUCGGCUUCCUGUUCGACGACCCACCAUGCUCCGCUACAACUUGCCCCGAAAUGCGAGCUUCGGAAUGGCAAUUUCUCUGCGCUGUACAUGAGAGCCCGAAGAGUUGUUGUGCUAUCGACUAUUGCUGCCAUACACUGGAUUGGGCGACAAAUAUUGUCACCAGCCAAAAGAUCUUCCCCAGCAGGUUAAGUCUCGGGGCUGGAGACGCGGUGGAUGAGAGAGGGGCUGGCGUCAAACAUCUUACCAAUAUAUUCAGGAGGUUGCAUAGAAUUUUUGCACAUGCAUGGUUCCAGCACCGAGGUGUGUUCUGGCAGGUUGAAGGACAAACAGGUCUUUAUGUCUUGUUCAAGACGGUGUGUGAUACAUAUGAUUUGCUGCCGGCGGAGAACUACAAAUUACCACCUGAAGCGGAAGGUUUGGAGCCUGUGGAGGAGCCAAGAUUGUCCGUACCUUCUAUCCUGAAGUCUGCGCCUGCGCAAGUGAGCGAUCGUGGUGCUGCCGAAGAAGACUUUGUCAGUGUGGGACGAACCAAUACAAGGAGACACAUCCGACAGUCUCCUUCUGUAGGAUCUGCUGUUACUACGGUUCUAGAGUCGGAUGAGGAGGAAGUGGAUGUUGCGCAGAAAUUAGAAGGGAUGCAUAUUGCGGAAGAGGAAGGAGAGACUGAUAUUCCAGUCAUCGUUGAGACAUAUGAGGUGGAUGAGCACCAAGAGAGCGAGCCGGCAAAGCACGAACCUGUACAGCCUAUACAUACUGAACAGGCCGCCGAACCCCAGGAAGCUGAACCAAUUGUUACUCCUACAGAUGCCAAGUCUGACCUCACAGAGGAGAAGGUAGAGGCAGAACCAGAAACACCGAAAGAGCCUACCACUGAGCCAGCCAGCGAGGAGAAGGAAAAGGAGACUGACGAAGAGCCUUUUGACCCAGAGACUAAAGCCCCAUUUCCAGAUCCGGAAGAGUCAGCAAAGGAAGAAGAUCUAAAGCUGGAGGUCAUUGAGACGGAAAAGAUUGAAGAAGAGUCAUGAGUCGAAAUGGACCAAUGUAUGAAUCUAUAGAUAGUGAACUGUACAGCUAAGAUACCCAAUCAUUCUAAAUCAGAAAAG
Mollisia scopiformis is the source of this 1670-nucleotide messenger RNA. RefSeq names its product Mob1/phocein. The record is from RefSeq and is a predicted model, not a curated record. The transcript is spliced from 2 exons. Lineage: Eukaryota; Fungi; Ascomycota; Leotiomycetes; Helotiales; Mollisiaceae. Bases 141 to 1592 code for a protein of 483 amino acids. Gene Ontology annotation, cellular component: cytoplasm.